UGUUCUGUGUCGUUUGUUUUGCCCAAAAAUUGAGUUUAUUUCUGUAAAUAAACAAAAAUGAAUGAUAUAUGUUCGACAUGCCUAAGUACGGACCGCCGUUUAAUUCCUUUACAGGAAAUAAAAGAGCAACUACAUACUUUUAAUUUCCUUGAGUUAAAAAUGUCUACAAAUGCAGUCUGUUGGGAAUGUUGGAGUAUUCUACACAAGUUCCACAUAUUUAAGAAAAGAACUCAAACAGCACAAAACAUAUUAUCACAGAAUACACAGAACACAAACAUAAAAUCACUAUCAACUUUGACUUAUCAAACACUUUCUUGUGAUUAUGAAUACAAUUUUGACACAGACCCACUAACCAGAUGUGAAAACAUACCAAAAGCUGAGACAGAUUUGAUAAAACAAGAAUUAAUAGAUGAAAAUGAUGACAAUAUAGAGUAUUCAGACGCUGAUGACAGUGUACAAAAGUCAGACUUUAAAGAUAAAGAUAUCAUUGAAAAUAUUUACAUUGAAGAAAUUAAUACCAAUAUAAACAAAAGUAUAAAACCAGAAAAAAUAAUAGACAAUCUACCCAUCGAUAAUUCUUUAAAUGAACCUCAAAAUGUUUACGUAGAGACAAUAGACACAAAACCCACCAAGGAGUUUGUUAACACUGAAAUAAAUAAAAAAAGACGAGUGAAAUCUAAAAAGGUUUUACACAAAACUCAUAUCAAAGAGAAUGAGAGUGAAAACAAGUUUGUAAAAGUAGUUUUAAGUGAAGAAGAGAUGAUAAAACUAAGAGAAGAAAAGCGAAAUCAUCAUAACUAUAUGAAAUUACCUUUUAAAUGUGAUUCUUGUGUUCUCGGUUUUAUGAGAGAGGAAACUUAUAAUUUACAUGUGAAGAAAAAACAUGAUCCAAGCAUAGGAAACAACAUAUGCAAAGUCUGUAACAUCCGUUUCCCUUCCAAGCUGUCACUAACCAAGCACUAUGACUCUCACUAUGUGCGCUACAGCUGUCUUAUAUGUACUCAUGUGGUACAUGAGCUUAGUGCCGCUGUCAGUCAUUGUAGAGUGAAACAUGCUGAUGAUACCGUGGAUAGGAUACACUGUCAUCAGUGUAGUGUUGUCGUCAGGAAUGCAAAAGAGCUUGAAGAACAUGUACAAUCUGUGCACACGCUAUAUUGUAACGAGUGUGGAGAGAAAUUCAAAGGCAAAGACACAUUGAGAAGACAUAAGGCCCGCACCCAUUCGGCCAAAAGAGAAUUCAUAUGCGAUAUAUGCACCCGAUCUUUUAACACUAAGAAACGUCUAGAAACUCAUAUGGCCAAGCAUAAUGAGAAUUUAGCUAAAAAACUGGCUUACUGCAGUGUAUGUAAAGUGCAGUAUAAGAAUAUAUUUAUAUAUAGGAGCCAUUUGAGAACUAGUACUAACCACGCUGAGAAUGUGUACCCUUGUCCAGUAUGCAAAAAAAAAUUCGCGUCCAAACUGUACUGCAGAAAUCAUUACAAUUUCUACCAUUUACGGAAAUCUAAGUUUAAGUGUGAAAUAUGUAAUAAGCUUUUCAUAUCAGAUUGGCGCGUAAAAUGCCAUAAACAAAUACAUCAUGGUUUGAGCCGGACCAGAGAUCAUCCAUGUAAUAUAUGUAACAAGAAAUUCUAUACGUUAGCAAUGCUUCGGAUGCACAAAUUAAUUCAUUCGGAUCAACGGUCGUACAUGUGUGCAGAUUGUGGCGACACCUUCAAACAAUCGGCUUCUUUGUACACGCAUAUCAAGCUUGUACAUAAAGGAGGGGGGCGUAAGAAGUAAUGGGGAUGUGGAAAAAUUGUUGCGCUACUUUGCGCAAAGGUUGUGUACUGUUGCGCAAAGGUUGUGUACUGUUGCGCAACUUUGCGCAAAGGUAUUCCGUUGUUGCGCAAAAGAAGUGUGAUGUUGUGCAACUUUGCGCAAAGGUUUUGUGUGUUGUUGCGCAACUUGGCGCAAAGAAUUUCGUGCUAGGCAUAAAUAGUCAAUAUUGAUGCUGUUUAUUUAUGAAUAAUUUGCAAUGUGAUUGUAAUUAUUUCAUCCUCCGAGCCUUUUUCCCAAACUACGUU
Helicoverpa armigera (cotton bollworm) is the source of this 2063-nucleotide messenger RNA. Its product is annotated as zinc finger protein 557-like. NCBI's taxonomy places the organism in Eukaryota, Metazoa, Arthropoda, Insecta, Lepidoptera, Noctuidae. Gene Ontology annotation, cellular component: nucleoplasm; nucleus. Gene Ontology annotation, molecular function: zinc ion binding; RNA polymerase II cis-regulatory region sequence-specific DNA binding; DNA-binding transcription repressor activity, RNA polymerase II-specific. Gene Ontology annotation, biological process: regulation of transcription by RNA polymerase II. The coding region runs from base 58 to 1779 and encodes 573 amino acids. The record is from RefSeq and is a predicted model, not a curated record. The transcript has 9 exons.